Messenger RNA from Alosa alosa (allis shad), 1428 nucleotides. RefSeq names its product olfactory receptor 2AT4-like. NCBI's taxonomy places the organism in Eukaryota, Metazoa, Chordata, Actinopteri, Clupeiformes, Clupeidae. Gene Ontology annotation, molecular function: olfactory receptor activity; G protein-coupled receptor activity. The transcript is spliced from 4 exons. Gene Ontology annotation, biological process: G protein-coupled receptor signaling pathway. The record is from RefSeq and is a predicted model, not a curated record. Gene Ontology annotation, cellular component: membrane. The coding region runs from base 1 to 1428 and encodes 475 amino acids.
AUGAGUCGAGAUAAAGGAAACGGCAAAGAAAGCUAUGCACGAUUAUGCGACGACGACGCCCGCAGGGAGAAGGUGAAGUCCGUCAUGCCAGGAAAAUUCAAGAAGUACUGUCCCAAUGUCCAUGUGAUACUGGACUGCACUGAGAUGGCUGUGACGGCAGCCUCUUCACUGACCCUGCAAUCAGAAACGUUCUCCCACGACAAAAACAGGACAACCUUAAAGGGACUGAUCGGAGUUUGUGGUUUCAUGCCAUCUAUGGGCCCCCACUGCCACAUUAAAAGCUGGGGACUCAGCCCGUUCUGCAAAACCUGCACCCACCACUUCCAGGUUCUGAGGAAACACAAUAACGCUCCGGAGAAUGGCCACGAUAGCCGUGCAGAUCCGGUGGACAAUGUCGUGGACCGUGGUAUAUCAAAAGCCUUGGAUACCACUGGUAUGUUACAGGAAACCAACUGGACAACAAUCAAAGAGUUUAUUAUUGUGGGCUUUCCAACCCUCCACCCUGAUUAUUAUGGCCUGGUCGCAUUCAUAUUUUGUAUUGUGUAUAUAGUCACAGUUGUAGGGAACUCUGUUCUAGUGGUAACAUUUGUGUAUGUGCCCAGCCUCCAUAAACCUAUGUACAUCAUCAUGUUCAGUUUGGCUCUGUCUGACAUAGGAUUUGGCACUGUUACAUUGCCCAAGAUAAUUGCUCUGUACUGGUUUGGUGAUAAAUUCAUACCCUUUCAUGUGUGCUUCGCACAAAUGUUACUGGUCCAUUUCUUUGGGACUGUGAACUCUUACAUUAUGGGGAUGAUGGCUAUGGAUCGUUACAUAGCCAUAUGUUUUCCUCUUAGAUACCCUAUGGUUAUGACAAAUCGCACCAUGACUAUCCUCAAUUGUGUUGCCUGGGCAAUGUCCUUUAUCACACCUGGCAGCAUGACCUUAUUGAUGUUGAUAUUACCUUAUUGUGGGCCAAACUAUAUCUACCAGUGUUACUGUGAUCAUAAUUCUGUCGUCACACUUUCAUGUGGUGACAACAGUUUUGUAAAGCUGGUUGCCUUUGCACAAGCCAUGGUAGUGCUUCUGAUACCCUUAGCUUUUAUCAUAUACUCCUACAUCCAUAUAAUAGUCAGUGUAGCAAAAAUAUCCACUUCACAGAGCCAGUGGAAAACCUUCUCCACCUGCACCACACAAAUAUGUAUAAUCAGUCUUUACUAUCUGCCACGCUGCACUGUCUAUAUAUUCAACAUGGCUGGACUCUAUAUUGACCUGGAUCUUCGCAUUACACUAAUUCUCUUCUAUAGUCUGUUUCCUCCUCUUGUAAACCCCUUCAUUUACUGCCUCAGAACAAAAGAGAUCAAACAAACACUGGUUCGUUGGUUUAGUGUAAUGAGCCUUGGGAACAAGUUGCUAUUUCCAGAUGACUGUUUCAACAAGCUCCUUGGAUGA